UGUGGUGCUGAGGGAAACGUGUUGACUCUGCGUUUACUGAGGAGAAACUAGUGCGUCUUCUCUGAGGAGGAAGAGGCGAGCUCUGCGCACGCGCGAAGGGAGGGGUCGCCAUGCGCGAGGAGGAGGAGGAGGCCGGCGGCGAAGGGGAGGGCGGGGCGCGGCUCUUCGGUCACGUGACGCCCAGGCAGCCUCUGAGGACCAGAAGGAAAACCCUCUCACAAAAUGGCGGCGGUGAUGACUUCCGGCCCCGGACGUCGACGCCUUACGAGAGCAGCGGCGCCAGGCGGAAGCAGCAGCCGCCGCAUCCAAGGCGGGAAGUGAGGUUCUCCGAGGAAGUGCUGGAGCUGCCGGCGGAAGGGAGCUGCUGCUGGCCUCGGGUGGUCGUGACGCCGCUGGAGAAGCAGAGGAGGAGGAUGGAGGCGGUAGAGGAGCCGGACGGGGAGGGAGAGCCUCGGUAUCGGCUGCGCUCCUCGGCCCAGCGCCUGCCCCCGACGCCCCACCGGAGGAUGAGGAGGGAGGAAGGGGAGCAGCACUCUCCGGAGGAGUCUGGGGAAGAGGAAGAGGAGGAGGAAGAUGAACCUUCUCUGACCAAAGUUCAAAGCAGAACAGUCAACAAAAACUCUAAUGUCCAAACACAAUCAGGAAAUGCAAAUAUUUUUGGAAUUGCAGAUGACUCUGAGCUUGUUCGACCUGCAAUUAGAAGAAGUCCAAGAAGAGGAUUUCCUUAUGGACAAGUCAGAGACUCCACAAUUAAUGAACCAGAAGACAAAGCUAAUGAAGACAUUGAGUACAAACCUGAAAUUGGGAAUACUUCUCAGAUCCGUAGCAGACAAAAGUUAAUAAAAGAGUCACCUUGUUUUGUUCAGAAGCUGCCAGAUCGUGAUCCUAAGUCAGCUAUAAAGACCAAAACACAAAGUAUGUAUACAGCUGCCAUCUGUGUGAGUGAUAGUAACUUGCAUGCUCCUUAUUUGGUAGUUUAAAAUAAUAUCUUCAGGUUAAGGUUGUAUUCAUUCUUCCUGUGGUGAGAGAACUGACUGUCAAAACCACUUAAUAGUAUUCCUUCUCUAACAGAAACCCCUUCCAGAACAGGGUAUUUAUUGUUUUUUGAAUAAACACGUUUUGCUGAGGAUGUUUCUAAGUGUGAUCUCUAAUCAUGAAAUGUUAUUGUACAGUGGACCCUCCAUAUUUGUGGGGAUCCAUUCCAGAGUCGCAUCCUCUACAUCUAAAUAUGUCUUGGUCUUACAGUAUGCUACUU
Molecule: messenger RNA, 1255 nt
Organism: Sceloporus undulatus (fence lizard)
Lineage: Eukaryota; Metazoa; Chordata; Lepidosauria; Squamata; Phrynosomatidae
Exons: 6
Coding region: 111-980 (289 amino acids)
Source: RefSeq, a predicted model, not a curated record